AUGUUUUCUUCUGUAGAGGAGGACAACUCGGAAGAUAUCACAAAAUGUAAGCUGCAAGAACAGGGGGGAAGUCAACUUUCAUACGUGGCGAGUAGAGACAUUAAAGGGGUACUGAAUGACCACCUGAGUAGACAAAAGGACGACUCAACGGAGAAAGAAACUAUGAUGAAGAGACAAAACGAACAUGCUGAAAACACAUCCAAUGAACAAAAUGAAAGGAAAGAAAGCGUGGAAUCGCCAAUGCAGUACACCAUAAGUAUGGUGGACGAAUUCGUAUCCAAGACGAGUGAAUAUUCGAAGCUAUUUCUGAGCCAUUUUAAUGAAGAGAAAUCUGAGGUCAUAGAAAAAGGCAACAGUACAAUUUUGUUAGUAAACCAAACGGGUAAUGGCAAACUGGAAGGCAAACGAAGUGAUCACUCUGGAGAGAAGGACAGUCAUAUGCUGCAAAAUCGAGAAAAGGAAAAUCUUAUGACCGAGUUCCACAGGACCAUGUUCCUUCCAGAGUAUAACGAAAACGAUACGAAAAAUUACUGUUAUAUGAGCAGUUGUAAAGAGGAGGAGAUUUUCAAUGAGUCGAAUAAUGUUUACUCGUGUUACUCAAGCCACGCGACUGACCAGCUAGAUAACACGACAACAUUGAAAGGGGAGAAGCAGUUUGGACAAACAUCUGGAGAUGAUGACUUAAGUGGUGGAAGGAAUCAAAAUGGGAUGCUUUUCCAUGGGGAUAACAAUGAAGAGGCCUUUAGGGAGGAAGAGACCAUUAAGGAUGAAGAGACCGUUAGGGAUGAAAAAACCGUUAGGGACAAAGACACACGCACUGAUGAGGAAGACAAACAGGAAAGGUACUCUACCUAUAGCACUGGGAAAAGUAGCUCGUAUGAUUAUAUUGAGAAAUACUCUGACCAGGAAAUGAGUGACAAUCAAAUGAAGAGGACACUCAGCGAAGAUGCAAAGGAUGAACAGGAUGAAGAGCCUCGAAAAAGUGAACGCAAGGACGGAAAAAACCAACUUCACAUGAGUAGCACCAUUGGCAAACCAGCAUUAAGUAACAAAUCGCUCGAAGAACUGAACUACAGCAACAGGAAAUCCCACUCUCCCUCGCUCAUAGAGAAAGAAAGCCUCCUAGAUAUCACCUCCAUAGCGGAUGAGGCGAGGAAGAGGGUGUAUGCUGAGCUGGGGUAUAACUUAAGCGAUAUAAACAAUUUAUGCGUACCCCUCAAGGGGAAGAACCCAGAGAAGGACGUGGAAGACGCUUGUUGUGGGGAGUCCGACAAGGCUACUAUGCAGGACGAGAGCAAAGGGGAUGAAGUAUUCCAGUCGUCGCACGUGGGGAGCAACGACGGAAGCGAUGCCUGCAGUGAGAGCGGCGGAAGCAUCAGGAACGGCUCCACAGAGUUAGAAAAAAUAUUUACCAAGUACCAAAUUGAGGUCUCGAAUGUGUCCAAGUACUUUGACUUUGGGAAGAACGAACAGAAGGAAAGUGCCCAAGUGGGGGAACAAGCGGUCGACGAAGUGGUUGACGAAGUGGUCGACAAAGUGAGGGAAGAGGCAGAAAAGGAGCUCCAGAUGGAACAGGGGCAUGGCCAUCUUCAGAGCGAAGACGAGACGCACCCAUUUAACGUGGAGACGCUGAAAAAAACGUCCUCCAUGAAUUUCUCCUUCGAGGAAGAAUCCGUUAACCUAGAUGUGUACACAACCAACUACAUAACGGAGGACGUCCUCAAAGGCGUGCUAAACAUAAAGGAGGAAAGAAUCACCUUUGACACAUUUAAGGAUGCCUCCUCAGAUGUGAAUUACGAAAUUAGUCUGUCCAACGUGGAACUGCUGUACAACGCUAUUCUACGUCAUCGUAAUGGUAAUGCAAAGGAGGAACUUGUGCCUGACUGUUCGCCUAACUCUGACGAGCCAAACCUGGAGAAGAACUCCACUAACAAUGAAAAAAAUCAGGAAGAUAAAUAUAUAACCCUUGCUGACAUAAAAUCAUACAUCAUAGAGAGAAACGAAAAAAAUAGUAAUUACUUUAACGAAAUUAUGAAGAUGGUCGUCCAUUUUAACAACAUACUGUUACUAAUGAGGAGUAACAACGAUGUCGAAGUGGAAGACAAACUACUCUUCGAACUGAUGUCUUUGAAAUUCGCUUCAUUAUUUAACGAUAUCCUGCAUGUACAGAAUAACUUCGACAACCUAAUCAGACACAUAAACGAAAUUAUUAAACUCAUUCUCUUAGAGGACUCCAAGAAGCGAAGCUUGAGGGAUAUUAUAUCGUGUUACUUAACCAGUCAGAAGAUUUUGGUUCACAAGAAUGAGAUCCUCUCGCAGAUGAGCGCCACGCGUCACACGCAGGGGGGGGAAGCGGAAGAGAGAGUUUGCGACCCAUCUGCAGAAAAAGCUGGAGAAGUGCUGGGCGAAAGCGUAAGCUCCGCAGUAGGUAUAGACAUAAAGGGAAACACCUCCGCAGAGGGCAACACUUCCCGUGACCAUCAAACGAAGCUCAACAGCACUCCCGCCACGGAUGCGGGGAAAAAUGCUUUGGCACACACGAAAGCGGGAGGGAGUGAUUCCCCCAUGAUCGACGAAGGGGGGGAUAUCAUAUCAGGAAUGAAGUUCAUAGAUGCAGAGAACAACACUCGUAAUUUGACAAAGGACAUUAUAAUGGGCGAAAUAAAGAACACCAAGAAGGAAGACGCAGGUAACGAUGGCGCGACAAAACCUUUGACUCCCUCUGCAAAACGGAAGAGCAAAGGGUUCGGGACGCCCUUCCUCAAGGAGUUGGCUCCCUGCAGCGGUAGCAGCCGUAUGAGCGGCAGCAACAUGGUCAGCGGAAACACUGGAGGAGGUAAUCCCAGUGUCAAGAAAUCCAACACGAACGUUACGCAGACGGACCCGAAUCCCACCGUGUGCAAAAACGCCAAACUGAAGGACUCCAUGGUUAAGAACAUCCGUGAAAAACAGGAAGACACAAAAGGAAUAGCCAAAAGUGAGGAAGAGAAUGAAAAAAGUAAAAAAAUGAAUAAAACGAAAAAAACGAAAAAAACGAACAAAGGAGAAACAGCGGAUGAGAGAAAAUCCAGCGAUCUAACCGACGGAAAGAAAAAAAAUGAUUUAGCAAAAAACUUCAGGCAGAAGAAAACGGCGACAAUGUCCAAAACUAUAGAAGAAAAAACACCCGUUGAUGUUAAAAAGGUGGGAACCAGUAAGAGGGGUGAAAACAGCCAAAAGGCUGCAGAGGAAAUUAAGGGGAAAAGAAAAAUUUCCUGGACGAAUAACUUCAGCAUUAAAAGGGAAAAUGUGGACCAGGGAAAAGAUAACAAAGUGGACUCCGGGGCAACCGUCAAUUUUAACUAUCCUAAGUAUAACAAGGACGACAACAUACAGGCCGUUAAGAGUUAUAUGAAGAGGUACGGUUCCACCAGCGCCGCAAGCACAGGAGGAGGAGCAGUAUCAGGUGUGGUUGGAACUACCGCGGCUUUCGCGAACGCACACUUGGUGCAGCAAAGUAAAGCCGCCCCCCACAUCAUGUGUCCGCAAAAGGAGGGGCAGCCCCGAGUACCCAGCCUGAGCAGUGCCCACAUGCACAGCGUCAGCGUGAACAGUGCACUCAUGAACAGUGGACUCGUGAACAGCGUCUAUGGGAGGGCAAAGGUACCAAAGGGCAUGGCUCCCUAUGAGGUUCAAACAAAAGACAGGGCGUCCAUGAUGAACCUUCCAAACUUUAACGACACUUAUAAAAUGCGAAUGGGGAAGUCCCCCUUAGGAGGACUCCACCCAGUGCGCCAAAUGAAAUCGGAAAAUUAUUUGUGGAGGGAAGAACAGGGCAAAAGUUCUGUCGCGAGGAAGGAGAUGACUGCCGAGAAUCACAGCUACGAUUUUCUUUAUAAUUACAGCGGAAUGUUGGCCCAAGUAAAAAACAGAAAUGGUAAUCUGCCUACCCAAACUGGGAAAGUCGCAGAAACGGUGGCUGGUGUGAGGCUUCCUCAGGAUAAAACUAAUUCAGCCAACAUCCCCGUGGCAGACCUCACCAAAGGAAGCAACCAACUGUGGGGGCACCAAAAAACACAAAUCGGAGUUUCGAAAGGUGACACGCUGCUUGAAAAGCCUAAGGUUAAUUUGGCACAAGCGGAUGAAAAGCAUGCCCUCGGGGUGACCCCGACAGGACAGAUGAACCAACUUAAAAAGGAAAGCAAAGAUAGCAAUGAUGGCGAGAGGUUCGACCGCAGCGAGAAUGACCCCCUCAAAGAGAAAAGCGGCAAUCCCAUUAACGUCACUAAUCCCACUAACCACGCUACCCCCGCGGAAAGGAAUCCCUCGGGCUUACAAUCCAAACUUAUGGAAAGCAAACGCAACAGCAACAUGAACCACUUUCGAAGGCAAACCCCCUUUACCGACAAAAGGUACAGCAGUGGCUACAGCACUGGAUACAACAGAACGAUAAACCCCAAUGUGUACUCAGGCUUUAGGAGAAAUAUGAACAGCUUUAACGACACAAAUAAUGGCUUCCUGCAUGCACAGAGUUCUACACACGCGAGCAGAUAUCCUAGCGCCAAGAGCAAUGACAACUCCGUGCACAUAAAUCAGGGGGACAAAAAAGAAGACAACCAGGAUGUAGCCAACUCAAACAAUUUGGAGAGCAAUUUGAAAAACGUAACCAACUUUAAGAAGGUAGCCAAUUUGAAAAUUUUAAUAAACUUGGGAAAGGGGUUCAACGAAAAGAAGCUUUCCCCAGGGGAUGAAGCAAGUGCGAAGAAAGGGAUCCAAACGAAUGAAAAGAAAGGGGUCGAAACGGAUGACAAGAAAGAGAUCCAAACUAAUGACAAGAAAGGAAUCGAAAAGAAUGAGAAAAAAGCAAUCGAAACCAAGUCAGCAUACAACAGAUUUACCGAAAUUGUGACAAAUAAAAUUAAAAAUUUUACUCUCCUAAAUAGUAAAUCGGUUAGAUGUACUACCACUAAUGAAAGCGUGCCUUUCUGCAACGCCACCGAUGAGGGGAAACAGGACAAAAAUGGCCAACUCAAGGAAGGGGGCAACAAAGCAAAAGACAGUAACACCAAGGAGGUGCAUAGGAACACACACAGCUAUGAGAGCUGUUUCACCAACGCGAAUAGCAACUACCUCUGCGAUAGUAAAAAGGGCGGAAACAUCGUCAGCAGCUUCAUGGGACAGCUAAAUUUUUUCCAAAGCAAAUGCGCAUCGGGGAAGGAGAGCGCGAAUGAUGAGGAGGGGAAUCAGUUAGGCGAGGCUAGUCAGACGCAGGAAAGUGUCCAGGAACGCGUGAAAGAAGCAGAUCAAAACAGGGGAAUUGCAAAACCGAACGGUGGCAGCGCAGAAACGGAGGAGGGAGAAAGAGAGGCCUCGGCUACGGACUCAACCAACAAGCCAGGUGAGCACAAACACACCGACGAAGAUAAGGACGGCGAUAGGAACGGCGAUAAGAGCAGCGAUAACACCAUUGACAACGUCAGAAACUACUUGUGCAAAAUGAAAGCGAAAGACGGGGGAAAGAAACGGGUCAACAGCAUGUAUACUAGAAAGACCCACGUGUUGGGCGCCGCCAGUGGAGGGAUUGGUCGCGUGCAGGGAGGAGCCCCUUUGAAUAACCGGACGAGUAACCACGCUAUUGCCCAUCUGAGGAACUACGCGACUGCCCACCUGAACCAUCCAAGCGGAAUUCCAAACUGGAAGAAUGGCACAAACGGGGGCAUAAGUGGCACCAAAUGUUACAGCGAAAUUUCGAACGGUGAAGUGCAAACAGGUAGCAAUGUUGCAUUUGCACCCAACAGGAGUGUCAGAACUGUGCAGGGAUCACAUAAGACAAAUUACAAUUCUCGAGGGGGUUCCGCAACCCCCGCGUAUCACGCAGCGCGGUUAUCGUACGAGGCAUUCGCUCCAAACGGAACACUCCUACUGAUGGGCACGAAAAAAACGAAUUCCCACUUCGUGCACCAUAACCAACCCAGCGUGGAAUCCCUUUUCCCAUUCCAAAAGCGAAACAGUACCUUACACAACCCCAUGUCUGUAUCCAAAUUUCAAGAGCAUCAAAAGAAAGUGGAAAAUUCAGUAGAGAUGGAAAAGGACUUCCUCCUCAAUAUGUGCGACGUGAAUGCAAAGCAACACAUUCCCUUGACGAACGACAACAGGUGUGUUUUUAGGAGUGAACAAAUGAACCAAACAGGGUACCACUUCAGGAAAGCAGGCGUCAGUAAUGAGCUCAGCAAAAUGGAACAGCACAGUAAUGGCAGGAGGACAUUUAUUAACCCCUUUGUCGAAGCAGAACCGGUUCUCAAGGGAAUGGGUUCUAUACAUCUGAGUAACAAUACGUUGAUAGGCAAGCAGAACAUGGGACACGAGGACAACAAUUAUCACUUUUUUAAAGAAAAGCUAACCUCCCUGCAGGAGAAGAGGAACAGAAAUGUCCCAAUGAGUACCUUCAAUUUGCACACGUCCCAGGAGAGGCUGAACAGAAACUGCGUACUCAAGACUGCUUCUAUGCAUGAAAACUGCGCAUUGAAAUCUUCCAGCCAGGGAUGGGGAGGCAAUGCGCCUCAAAGAGGGGUCAAUUAUAUGCAACCCGGCGGGGUGAACUACGCGCCACAGAGCGGUGCCACGUGCAUGCCAAAUAACGGGGUACACUUGCCUCCGAACAGCUCCACGCAGUACGCUCAGCACAACGGAUCGGCAAACCACUCCAACCCAGCGAACCUGUGGAACCCCCAAAGUUUCACCAAAGAAGCCGUGCCCCUACACAAAAAGGACGGAAACGUUUCCGUGAUGCCCAACUUUUUAAACGCAUACCAUAAGGGAACCCCCUCGAAUGACAUGCCUACCGCGCAUCCCACCAUUGAUGAAAGUAAUCUGCUCAUAGAACAAUUAAUGAAAAUUCCAGGGGUCCAGUUAGGCAAAAAGUACAUACAAGACAUAGACAUCUGUUCAGACUGGCUCAAGUUUAACGACUAUGAUCAGAAGGUCAUCAAAGAGUCCCUAAAGAAUAGCUUGGAGAAUAAUAGCUAUAAAAGUUUUAUGGACUCUAUGCAAUUUACCAAGGGGGGUUUUCCCGGAGUCAAGCAGGUGUAG
Messenger RNA from Plasmodium inui San Antonio 1, 7068 nucleotides. RefSeq lists its product as hypothetical. Bases 1 to 7068 code for a protein of 2355 amino acids. The transcript has a single exon. Lineage: Eukaryota; Apicomplexa; Aconoidasida; Haemosporida; Plasmodiidae. The record is from RefSeq and is a predicted model, not a curated record.